GUAAGUUAGUGUGCAGGAGCCUAUUUGGAGACGCGCUGACUUUUCUUUCCAGGAGCCCAAACUGUUGCCGUCCGUCUUGUGGCUUGGCUGACUCUCGUGGGAAGAGGCAGGAUGUCUAACAACAUGGCUAAGAUUGCAGAUGCUCGAAAGACUGUAGAGCAGCUGAAACUGGAGGUGAACAUAGAGAGGAUGAUGGUAUCCAAAGCAGCAGCUGAUCUGAUGGCCUACUGUGAAGCCCACGCCAAAGAGGACCCCCUGGUGACACCAGUGCCUUCCUCUGAGAACCCGUUUAGAGAGAAGAAAUUAUUCUGUGUAAUACUAUAACCCUCGUAUUCACAAGACAAACAAAACAAAUAAUGAAGGUUCCUUUCAUGAAUUCAGUGUCAAAUUUAAUGAUGAAAAGAAAAAAAAAAUUUGAUUUAAAAACUAACAGUUUUGUAUUUAAAGUCGUUCUUUGGUGACUGACUUUACUGACUUUAUGAUGA
Messenger RNA from Paralichthys olivaceus (Japanese flounder), 485 nucleotides. RefSeq names its product guanine nucleotide binding protein (G protein), gamma 8 (gene gng8). Gene Ontology annotation, cellular component: heterotrimeric G-protein complex. The record is from RefSeq and is a predicted model, not a curated record. Lineage: Eukaryota; Metazoa; Chordata; Actinopteri; Pleuronectiformes; Paralichthyidae. Gene Ontology annotation, biological process: G protein-coupled receptor signaling pathway. Gene Ontology annotation, molecular function: G-protein beta-subunit binding.